Molecule: messenger RNA, 778 nt
Organism: Calypte anna (Anna's hummingbird)
Lineage: Eukaryota; Metazoa; Chordata; Aves; Apodiformes; Trochilidae
Product: serotriflin
Exons: 8
Cellular component (GO): extracellular region
Source: RefSeq, a predicted model, not a curated record
AGGGAAGAGCUCUGGUCACUUCCACAGCCUGCUGAAGGACAAGGAGAAAUUUCUAAUCUUCCUAAAAAGAAAAGAGAUGAUCCUGCCAGUUGUGUUCCUGUGUCUCACAGCUGUGGUGCCUCCAUCCACUGGACAGGAACUGACAGGUCUGGAUGCUCUGUCAACUAGCAGAGCUGAUCAGCAACAGCUGAUUGUUGACAAGCAUAAUGCCCUCAGGAGAGCUGUAAAUCCACCUGCCAGAAACAUGAUGAAGAUGGAAUGGAAUACUGCAGCUGCAGAGAAUGCUCGAGAAUGGGCCAAUCAAUGUACCUUACGUCACAGCACUGCUGCCAUGAGGGCGACCGGUAAGCCAACUAAAUAAUACAAACGAUGUGGUGAAAAUCUCUACAUGUCAACUGCUCCUUCCUCCUGGUCACGAGCUAUAGAUGCCUGGUACAAUGAGGAAAAAAAUUUUGAAUAUGGGACUGGAGCAAACCCAGAAGGUUCUGUGAUUGGCCAUUACACCCAGGUGGUUUGGUACAAUUCUUAUGAAGUUGGAUGUGCUAUUGCUUACUGUCCCAAUAAAAAAUUCAAAUAUUAUUAUGUCUGCCACUACUGCCCUGCGGGGAAUCUGAGACAUUUAAUUCCAACACCCUACAAGAAGGGAGAACCCUGUGGUGAUUGCCCUAAUGCUUGUGAAGAUGGAUUAUGCACCAGUCUUUGAAAGUUUGAAGAUGUUUAUUCCAACUGCAUUGGCAAAUCUCCUGGAUGUAUCCCCAAGCUUCAUCAGAUUCAUUGU